Polyodon spathula (Mississippi paddlefish) is the source of this 2482-nucleotide messenger RNA. RefSeq lists its product as uncharacterized. The transcript is spliced from 20 exons. The record is from RefSeq and is a predicted model, not a curated record. NCBI's taxonomy places the organism in Eukaryota, Metazoa, Chordata, Actinopteri, Acipenseriformes, Polyodontidae. Bases 1 to 2361 code for a protein of 786 amino acids.
AUGACAACGACAACAUGUUUUUGCAGUGAUCAGAGUGUUGAUUUAUUUCCAGAAACAGACAAACGAAGAUUGAAGUACCUGGCUUUCAACCUGCAGGAGGAUUUUGUGCUUGAGUUAUUCUAUAUGGAAAGAAGUGAGCUGGAGGAGACGAUCUCAGGCUCCUUGCUGGAAUUGAUGACAGCUAGAGACAAGGAGAGAAACAAGUGCAACAUGCUGCUGUUGAUUCUGAUGGCCACCCUGGAGUUCUCCCUCCCACUGGAGCUGAUUCAAGACACUCUGAGGAUCACCAAUCUAAGCAAGAUUGGGAAUGCUUUCACCCCUGACCUGUUCCUGCUGACCCCUGGACAAAGGGUCAACAUUGUGGCUCUGCUGGUGGGAGCAGUCAAGCUGGACAAGGACAGUAAACAGGAUGGAAGCAUAUACGACCAGCUGUUCCUGUGUCUGUACUUCCUGCUUACGGAACUGAUCAAAGGAGGCGUGUGCGAUCAAAGGAACCCACAGCUGCUUGUCAGGAAGUGCAGAAACUCCAGUCACAAACGGUUCCAGACUUUGCUGGCCUCAGAGGUAGCUGUUCUGUUUGCGGCUGUCCCCGCAUUUUACACCUUCAUCAGGAGCGACUGCAGAGUGGCACAGCUUCUCACACUGGCCACGGGGGAUCAUUGUGCAGCUGAGAAGGUUGCUCUCAUGAUGCAGAGGAGCGCCAGUCAGCAGCAAGGCACAGGGCAGGCUGUGGAGCUUGUCUCAGAGUACAUCACCCGCCAGAUCCAGGAGUCUCACAGCAGCCGGCGUCACCUCAGUGCCAACCCCUCCCACAGCAUCCAGGAAUCCUUCAUCCUCUCUGCCAGAAACGUGUUGCCCCGUAGAUCUUUCUCUGCCAUUCUCCAGUCCAGUGAAACAUUACAUCAGGGAAUUCGGAACUCAACGUGGAUGAAAACAAAGGCUUGGAGUCAGUUUUCUGGACCUGCAGAUCACGUCAUUAUGCCAGAGUUAGGAGAUAUAGUUCUUCUUGGACAGCACAAUGUGGGACGAAUCCUUGCACUCCCUGAACCCAGCCUUGCACACAUUCAAAUGGAUACUGUUGCAGCACCCAAUGGCUCUCUGGUGGUGCACAGAGGCAGACACAUAGACGAACACUACUGUUAUGUGGAUCUGACCCUGCUGGAGUGGGAUGGGAGGCUGGGAUACUGGAAGCCCAAAGGAUCUUCUGGGGACAGAAUCACCCACCAUGAUACAACCAAAGAAGUUGAUACUGUAAUCCCAGUCUGCUCAAUGGAAGGCAACUAUAAAGAGGACUUGCCAUCUAAAUGUCCCAAGGGAGUUGCAACCACCCUAUUAAAAAUGGCUGACACUGAGAGGCCUAGCUCAGUUUCUAUGACAACUGAGCCUUCAGCCUCCAAGAAAACAGAAAAUGGAAUGACAGAGUCUCAUCAUCUAGGCUCCUUGUCUGCAUCUUUCAAAGUGAAAGAGGAUAGUGAUCUGAACCCAACAGUCCCUUUUAACAGUGACAGUGACCCAGCAGCGUCGACAUCCACAGAGAGAGCACUGGACUUGACUGCAGAACAUGAAAUAGGGCCAGGACAAGAAAAACAGUCUUUAGGAAACUCCAUUGAACAAGCUGAGCAGGAGGCAAAAGACAGCUGUUUCCUCAUCAAUGACCUUAACAAGGCUACAGAGGACCAUGGGUUACUGGAACAGGGGGACAGCAGGCCACCAAGCCCCAAGAAGAAGAUAAACUUCAACCACAAGGUGACUGUCAUUCCUGAUUCUGAAACAAAUUCUUGUGUCACUGGAAGGAGCAAGCAGUUGAGAGCAAAGAGUGCAAGAAGAAGGAUACCCGGUGUUUUCCACAAAGUUCCUGUAAUGGACACUUUUUCAGCUGAUGAAGGGGAGCUCUCCUAUAGGCCAGAGAGUAGCUCAUCCUACCAGGCACGAUGCAUUGAAGCAUGGAGACAAGUCCCUCCAGGAACCCCCUUGGAAACAAGCUUCCUCUCAAAAAAUGACAGGUCCUGGUCGCACCACCAUGCUCCCAAAAGCACCCCACGGGUUAGAGGUCACUGCACAUCGGCGACCAUCCAGUCCGCCAAUGAGUGGUUAGCCAGAGGCCAGCACAUUUCCUCGCAGCAUGCUUUGCCUAGACUGCCCAAGCCAGUCUAUCUCAUCGGAUUGCUGCAGGACACAACAGAGGUCAGAAAGAAACUGUUCACCAGAUCCCAGCAGAGGCGUUCCACCUUACUGAGGUCUCAGUCUCUGCUGUUGACACCCCAGCCACAACAAGGCAGGUCCCACAGAAAGGUUCUGGAUUUUGGCUUAUCAGUGAAAACUGCGUCGCUGGAAUCGCUUCACUCCACCCACCUGAGAUGAAAGCAAGCAAGACAAUUUUGAGCCACGGGGGCAUUGUUUGCUUUAGUUUUAGAAGCGCAUGGGCCCCUCUGGACAGCUGUUUUCAUUGUCACUGUGAUGCUUUUCAUCUACAACUUCUGUA